Molecule: messenger RNA, 956 nt
Organism: Artibeus jamaicensis (Jamaican fruit-eating bat)
Lineage: Eukaryota; Metazoa; Chordata; Mammalia; Chiroptera; Phyllostomidae
Gene: DKKL1
Product: dickkopf like acrosomal protein 1
Exons: 5
Coding region: 154-870 (238 amino acids)
Biological process (GO): negative regulation of canonical Wnt signaling pathway
Molecular function (GO): co-receptor binding; receptor antagonist activity
Source: RefSeq, a predicted model, not a curated record
CUCAUUCAACGAUCCAGGUAUCCCGGUUGGGCUCGAGACCAGAACUGUUUGGAUUUAACAGUCCGUGGACGGCCCGAGUCUGAGAGUCCGGUGUCUGGACAUAAAGGCGGGACCCAGAAGACGGGGUGGGGCGUAGGAGAAGCCUUCCCCGCAAUGUGGCACGCGCUGGUCCUGCUGCUGCUGCUCUCCUGUACCUCGAUACCCCCCUCCACUGCAGCCCCAAUCCACGAUGCUGACACCCAGGAGACUUCCUCGGGUUUUCUAGGCCUCCAAAGACUACUCCAAGACUUUGUCGGACUUUUCCUGAAAGAUGACCUGCUACAGGGCACAGACAGCUUCUUCCCUGCCCCCAUGGACUUUCCGGGCCUCCCUAGGAACUAUCAUCAAGAGGAGAACCAGGAGCGCCAGCUGGGGAACAACACUCUCUCCACCCACCUCCAGAUUGACAAGGUGACCGACAACAGCACAGGAGCUGUGUUGAUCUCUGAGAAAGUGGUGGCAUCCACUGAGCAAGGGGAGAACUUGGAGAGCAACUCAAAGGUACCCAAGAUAGAGAAGGAGAUCCUGGUGCCCAUCCCAAAGACCACGGACAGCACACACCCAGAUCCUCACCCGCGAGUGGCCUUCUGGAUUGUGAAGCUGACACAGCGAAGGUCGCAUCAGAAUGCCCAGGAGGGGGACCGCUGGCUCAGUGAGAAGCAACACCGCCUGCAGGCCAUUCGGGACCGCCUGCAGGCCAUCCAGGAAGGGCUCCGAGAGGGGGCCCCAGAGGAAGUCCUUCAGGAAGGGACCCAGGGCUCCUCCUACUUCAAGCUGCCUGCCCGCAAGACACGCUUCCUGUACAUUCUCAAGCCCUCCCAGCAGCUAUAGGGGUGGAGACAGAGGAACACCUGCAUGUACCCCCCACCAAACCCCACCCCAAGCUCCAUAUGGAAAUAAAGUUCUUCUAUCUAACA